ACCGGUCCCGCCUCCUUUGACGCCCCGCCCCGCCCCUCCGCCCUGCUCUCUAAGAAAGAGCCAAUCGCUGUGUCUCAUUGGCUACCCGGCCUCGUCCAGCUGGGUCGCGUUAGAGUGCCCGCCCCACUUCUCCCGGCCACAGCCCCGCCCCACCUCCCCCAGGCCAAUCAGUUUGGUUUCUCUCCCCUAAGCUACGCCCCCGUCACCUCGCUCCUCCUCCCACCCAAUCCCGUCAGUCUGUCCCCCUGCGUCCCCGCCCCCUGCGUCCCCGCCCCUCCCGCCCCGCCCCCCGUCCAAUGCUGAGCUCAGUCUGCGUCUCGUCCUUCCGCGGGCGCCAGGGGGCCAGCAAGCAGCAGCCGGCGCCACCGCCGCAGCCGCCCGAGUCCCCGCCGCCGCCACUGCUGCCGCCGCAGCAGCAGCAGCCUGCGCAGCCCGGCCCCGCCGCGUCCCCGGCGGGCCCCCCGGCACCCCGCGGGCCCGGGGGCCGGCGCGCCGAGCCAUGCCCCGGGCUGCCGGCGGCGGCCAUGGGGCGGCACGGCGGCGGCGGUGGCGACAGCGGCAAGAUCGUGAUCAACGUGGGCGGCGUGCGCCAUGAGACGUACCGCUCGACGCUGCGCACCCUGCCAGGGACGCGGCUGGCCGGCCUGACGGAGCCCGAGGCGGCGGCACGCUUCGACUACGACCCGGGCGCCGACGAGUUCUUCUUUGACCGGCACCCGGGAGUCUUCGCGUACGUGCUCAACUACUACCGCACCGGCAAGCUGCACUGCCCGGCCGACGUGUGCGGGCCCCUGUUUGAGGAGGAGCUCGGCUUCUGGGGCAUCGACGAGACCGACGUGGAGGCCUGCUGCUGGAUGACCUACCGGCAGCACCGCGACGCGGAGGAGGCGCUCGACUCCUUCGAGGCGCCCGACCCAGCGGGCGCCGCCAACGCCGCCAACGCCGCGGGCGCCCACGACGGAGGCCUGGACGAUGAGGCGGGCGCGGGCGGCGGGGGCCUGGACGGAGCGGGCGGCGAGCUCAAGCGCCUCUGCUUCCAGGACGCGGGCGGCGGCGCCGGGGGGCCGCCAGGGGGCGCGGGCGGCGCGGGCGGCACGUGGUGGCGCCGCUGGCAGCCCCGCGUGUGGGCGCUCUUCGAGGACCCCUACUCGUCGCGGGCUGCCAGGUAUGUGGCCUUCGCCUCCCUCUUCUUCAUCCUCAUCUCCAUCACCACCUUCUGCCUGGAAACCCAUGAGGGCUUCAUCCAUAUCAGCAACAAGACGGUGACCCAGGCCUCCCCGAUCCCCGGGGCGCCUCCGGAGAACAUCACCAACGUGGAGGUGGAGACGGAGCCCUUCCUGACCUACGUGGAGGGGGUGUGCGUGGUCUGGUUCACCUUCGAGUUCCUCAUGCGCAUCACCUUCUGCCCAGACAAAGUGGAGUUUCUUAAAAGCAGCCUCAACAUCAUUGACUGUGUGGCCAUCCUGCCCUUCUAUCUCGAGGUGGGCCUCUCGGGCCUCAGCUCCAAGGCCGCCAAAGACGUGCUGGGCUUCCUGCGGGUGGUCCGCUUCGUCCGCAUCCUGCGCAUCUUCAAGCUGACCCGGCACUUCGUAGGGCUGCGCGUGCUGGGACACACGCUCCGCGCCAGCACCAAUGAGUUCCUGCUGCUCAUCAUCUUCCUGGCCCUGGGGGUGCUCAUCUUCGCCACCAUGAUUUACUACGCCGAGCGCAUCGGCGCCGACCCCGAUGACAUCCUCGGCUCCAACCACACCUACUUCAAGAACAUCCCCAUUGGCUUCUGGUGGGCCGUGGUCACCAUGACGACCCUGGGCUAUGGAGACAUGUACCCCAAGACAUGGUCGGGGAUGCUGGUUGGGGCGCUGUGUGCCCUGGCGGGGGUGCUGACCAUCGCCAUGCCCGUGCCCGUCAUUGUCAACAACUUUGGCAUGUACUAUUCGCUGGCCAUGGCCAAGCAGAAGCUGCCCAAGAAGAAGAACAAACACAUCCCCCGGCCCCCGCAACCAGGCUCACCCAACUACUGCAAGCCUGACCCACCCCCGCCACCCCCGCCCCACCCGCACCACGGCAGCGGGGGCAUCAGCCCACCGCCACCUAUCACCCCACCCUCCAUGGGGGUGACUGUGGCCGGGGCCUACCCAGCGGGGCCCCACACGCACCCCGGGCUGCUCAGGGGGGGAGCGGGUGGGCUGGGGAUCAUGGGGCUGCCUCCUCUGCCGGCCCCCGGCGAGCCUUGCCCGUUGGCUCAGGAGGAGGUGAUUGAGAUCAACCGGGCAGAUCCUCGCCCCAAUGGGGAUCCGGCAGCAGCUGCGCUUGCCCACGAGGACUGCCCAGCCAUUGACCAGCCCGCCAUGUCCCCGGAAGACAAGAGCCCCAUCACUCCUGGAAGCCGUGGCCGCUACAGCCGGGAUCGAGCCUGCUUCCUCCUCACCGACUAUGCCCCUUCCCCUGACGGCUCCAUCCGAAAAGCCACUGGUGCUCCCCCUCUGCCCCCUCAAGACUGGCGUAAGCCAGGCCCCCCAAGCUUCUUGCCUGACCUCAACGCCAACGCCGCGGCCUGGAUAUCCCCCUAGUGGAUGAACCCCCUCCCCCCGGGCUCUUGUCACCGCCUGAGACCUCGUGAGACCCUCCGUCCCCCCCUGUCCCUUCCCCCCAGGUUAGCAAUUGGGAAUGGCUGGGAGGGGGUGUCCCCAAGACACCGGGCUUCAAAUCCACCCCCAAGCCCUCUCUGCUAUGAUCAAGACACCUUUGUCCAGACAGCUCCCUUAGCAUUGCCUGGAAAAGCCACAGAACUCCCUGCGGGGACGCAGAACCUUGCAGGCAGACCCCGGCUUUGUAGAAACCACACACACUGCUGCUGGAUCUUGAGUCCCAUUAGCUGUGAGACCCCCGUGAGAGCCUUCCCGCACCCGUCAGAAGCCCAGAGCCUUCUUGGACCUUUUAAAGAUGUCCCUCCCCCCAGCACCGCUCCUAGCGCUCCCCCUCGUCCUUAGAAUCUUCUGGAGGAGCCUCCCUCCCCCCCACCCCCCCACCCCGCUCCUGGCUCCUGGAGUUCUCAUCUGAUUCCCCAAGGGCACUGCCAGCUUCGCUCCACUCAGCCCCCUCGCAGACCCCACCCCCUGCCUGCCCUCUUUCCCUACAACUAGGUCAGCCCCCAGCCACGCCACAGCGGCCGCACAGUUCCCUGCCCUCUCCGCUGGCUGCUCCCACGUGCAUUCCACCCAGCCCCUCCCCACGCCCCUGCCGCCCACCAUCCCGCCUUGCUGCCCCC
Rhinopithecus roxellana (golden snub-nosed monkey) is the source of this 3268-nucleotide messenger RNA. RefSeq names its product potassium voltage-gated channel subfamily C member 3 (gene KCNC3). Lineage: Eukaryota; Metazoa; Chordata; Mammalia; Primates; Cercopithecidae. Gene Ontology annotation, molecular function: delayed rectifier potassium channel activity; protein binding. Gene Ontology annotation, biological process: protein homooligomerization; potassium ion transmembrane transport. Gene Ontology annotation, cellular component: voltage-gated potassium channel complex; neuronal cell body membrane; axon. The record is from RefSeq and is a predicted model, not a curated record. Bases 297 to 2570 code for a protein of 757 amino acids. The transcript has 5 exons.